Messenger RNA from Dalotia coriaria, 6667 nucleotides. RefSeq names its product Syntaxin 1A (gene Syx1A). NCBI's taxonomy places the organism in Eukaryota, Metazoa, Arthropoda, Insecta, Coleoptera, Staphylinidae. Bases 272 to 1156 code for a protein of 294 amino acids. The transcript has 10 exons. Gene Ontology annotation, cellular component: plasma membrane; synaptic vesicle; presynaptic active zone membrane. Gene Ontology annotation, molecular function: SNAP receptor activity; SNARE binding. The record is from RefSeq and is a predicted model, not a curated record. Gene Ontology annotation, biological process: intracellular protein transport; synaptic vesicle fusion to presynaptic active zone membrane; exocytosis.
GGCAGCGGCGCUAUCGAUUUUGGUCGGCGGACAGCGCGGAUCACAUCGCUGCGUGAGUGCACAUCGCACGGCGCCCGGGUGCUCGUGGUGUGUCGCGAAUAAUUUAGUUUAGUGCGGAUCCGGUGCGUCGCCUCGCUGUCCACCUGUGCUGCACGCGAGUGCGGGGUGUUGAAUGGGAUUGCUACUACGCGGACGGCGCUCUGCUGCUUUCGGUGCGUGAUCGUGAUCGCGAGCGUGAUCGAGACGACGACGACGACUGUGCGCCGGCGACAUGACGAAGGAUAGAUUAGCGGCGCUCGUUGCGGCCCAAAGUGACGAUGAUGACGUCGGGCCGGACGAUACCGCCAUCAACGUCGAGGGACGGGAUGGCUUCAUGGAUGCAUUUUUUCAAGAGGUGGAGGAGAUACGGGACAUGAUAGAUAAGGUGCAGGCGAAUGUUGAAGAAGUAAAGAAGAAACACAGUGCCAUCCUAUCUGCACCCCAGAGCGAUGAAAAAACGAAACAGGAAUUGGAAGACCUGAUGGCCGACAUCAAGAAAACUGCCAACAAAGUCCGUGCCAAGUUAAAAGUGAUAGAACAAAACAUAGAAACGGAGGAACAGAACAACAAGUCAUCGGCGGAUCUGCGAAUACGAAAAACGCAGCACUCGACACUGUCGAGGAAAUUCGUCGAGGUGAUGAUUGAGUACAAUCGGACGCAAACGGACUACAGAGAACGAUGUAAAGGCAGAAUACAGCGACAAUUAGAAAUCACUGGUAGACAGACGACGAAUGAAGAACUUGAAGAGAUGCUGGAACAAGGCAACCCAGCUGUCUUCACACAGGGCAUUAUCAUGGAAACGCAACAAGCCAAACAAACGCUCGCUGAUAUUCAAGCGCGGCACGCGGACAUCAUCAAGCUGGAGACGUCCAUCCGGGAGUUGCAUGACAUGUUUAUGGACAUGGCGAUGUUGGUUGAAAAUCAGGGCGAAAUGAUCGAUCGUAUCGAAUACCAUGUAGAGCACGCCGUCGACUACGUGCAGACGGCGACGCAAGAUACCAAGAAAGCCCUCAAAUAUCAGAGCAAAGCGCGACGGAAGAAGAUCAUGAUCUUGGUUUGCCUCUCCGUACUGGGCAUUUGCUUGGCUGGCACCAUUGGGUCAUACUUUGGACUUUAAAAAUAUAAAACAAACUCAUCGCAAGUCAACCGGACCUCACAGUGCAAAUCAGCAAAGGAAAAUCAGCACGUAGAAUCUCAGCAUCAACAAUUCGUAAUUCGAUCAAAAUCGAAAACUGAUCAAGCCACACAAAUAUGCUUAUUUACAAACAAACAAAAAGCGACAGGUAGGAUUAACUGCAUCGUUUUGAGAUAAAGAUGAAAGCUGACAAAAAUUACAUUCAGCCACAAAUAAAAUUAAAAAAUAUGCAAACAAAAUUGCAAUCGCAUUGUUCACAUUGUUCGUUGUUAAUUACCAAACAAAAAUGUUGAUUACGGCUUUCUGUUGAGUACAUUCAUAAACAUGUAUAAUCUAAUUCUAAUUACUAUUAGUCUAAUUAAUACUAAACGAGGACAAUUUGAGCGGAUCAUGAUGAGAUUUAACAGUUUUGAAGUUAGAAUUCGUGGAGUAAAAACGGAAUGCGAAAUUUGUUUGACACGCAGGAGGGAUCGAUCAUCACAAUAUUAACUAUAAAUUAAUAACUAAUUAAUUAAAUUAAUUAACGAUAUUAGCUUACAACUUACAAUACAAACAAAAACACUAAUCAGUUUAAUUAAGCGAUAACGAGAGUGUUAGCUAGCGUCGACGCGGCGAAUAAUUUUAACAAUUGAUUAUAUAUUACUUAAUUAAUGGCGUAUUGAAUUUAUUGAAUGCGUGAUUAAGCAACAAGAGCAUCAAGCGAGCAGUGAACAUAAGCUAACAUUAAUUACGACGACUACGCGUUUGUUUGAAUUCAAUUAUUGAGAAACAAACCAAUGACAAGAACGUUAACGUUGUGCUUUCGGAAGCAGCAAACGAUUUGUAGUUUAACGAUGGAUAUACAUUAAUAUUAUAAACAUUUGCAAACACACACAUUUGCUGUAGCAAUAAUAUUAUUACUAACAUUAUCAUUACUGAAUGUUAACGAUAAAUCUUUUGACGACGAGUUUAUUAGGCAGGCAGGGAGAGGAUGCAGAAAGAUUUAGAUUUAGCUGGGAAACGAGAGAUGAUGGAAAACAAAAUGGCGUAUAGAAAGAUUGGUAACUCUAAUUAUACUUAAGUAAUACGAUUUCUGUUUGUCCUUACUUGAGUUGUGCGCUAAUGGUGGUUCAAAAUGUGUGAUUUUUACCUUUAUUAGAUAUAUUAUAUGAACAUAGAGUAUAUCGGCAGGUAGUUGUAGUGUGUUAGAUUUGCUUAGUGAAACUUUUAAAAAACGUUUAAUCUUUGUUUCGGAUAAAAAGAAAAUUUAUCUCACGUUAGUUGUACAUAACAAGGAAGCAUAGGAUAACGAGCACGUAAUAUAAAACAAGUUUACUAAAACGAAACAUUUUCCGUUUGGUUGAUGAGUUAAGGUUAAGGUUUGAGAUCAAGUAAGGUUAAUGGAUUCGAGCAGUGGGAUGUUUAGCCUACACCAUUACAAAUAGUGUCAGAUUAAUGGAUUAAUGCAAAUUGAAAAAAGACGGAAAUUCUUAUUGCCGCAUCGAUUCAAUUAAUUUGUAUCAUUACCUGUAAACUUAAUAAUUAAGAUAAACACAUGAAUAAACAAUUAGCGAGAACAAAUGAAAAUCGUUGGACAUAGAGAGGUGCACAAUCAGUAGCUAUUUUCGAGAAUGAUCAAGAGAGCGAGAGGCCUAAUAUGUUUUCAUUGAAGUACGUUUAACAAUUAAAUCUAAUUAACAUAAACCAUAAUAAAAGACGAAAUAUUCCAAUAGUUUCAAUAGUUGAAGAAAAGAAGAGAAAAACAUUCCACAUAAUGAGCAUAUAUGCAGUUUUUGAUUAGCUAGAAGUGAGAAUUUAAUGUUUACACCAACAAAUAUAAACAAUUGAACAUCAACACAUUAUACUACAGUGAAUGAUGCAAUAAAUACACGAAUAAAACACGUUUUUAUUACUUUUACUCAUUAUUUUGAUGCGUUUAUUGGAUAAUAAUGAAUUUCUCAAUAAAAAUGCGAUGUUUGUUUUGUGAUUCAAGAUUGCCAUUUUGUUUGGAAAUUCGUCCGCUGAAAGGCGUCACCUUUUGUUGUGUUGAAUCGAGCUGGGCAUGCUUUUCAAUCGAAUUUUAGGUUAGAAUUCUAGGUUAAUCGUGCGGCGGCUUCAAACCGAGAUGAAGUUAACAACCUAAAAACGAUUUAGUGCUUGAAUUUUUGCUAACCAAAAGUAAGAUACAUUUAACUUCGUAAACAAAGAAGCAGUCGCGUAAGACGCGUAGUAAACGAAAUAAUUAAGUAAUUAAUAUUCUAUUGUAACGAACAUAGUUGUAUUAUAGAGUGAAAGAACUUUGAUCGCGACAAUUUCAAAAUGGCGGCGCGCGUAAAUAACGGAUCAAUAACUGACAAGUAACGGAAAGCAACAUCGAGUUAAAGUAAAUAAAGUUCUUACCACACGGAAUGUCGGAAAUUAACCUAAACAAAUUGCAGAAAAAAAAAACGCUUGUAGUGAGAAGACAAAUCGCACGAAUUAUCACGAUUAACGUUUAAUAAGCGCAGUAUUAAUCAAUUAUAUCGAUCGUAAAGCAAGUAUCUUAACAUUAGAGUCAUUUAUAUAGGACGAAACCCUUGUAUUUAAAGUAAGAUUAACGCUUAGAUUUACGCGACAUGUUUGAAGCUGCCGUCGCGUCUUCAUAACCUCUCACGGAGUUGAGGUUAGAUGUUUUUUACUACACGUUGUUUCGUAAGUUUCGAAAUUUUGGCCGGAAAUUUCGAAAUCUUGUCGAAACGCAAAUUAAAAUGAUUGUGUUUAAUUUCUUUUCAUUUCUUUGGACUUUCUUUUGCAAAACAAUCGAAAACUGUAAAUGUAAUAUAGUCACACACGUAAGGGCGUGCGAUGGUAUUCUCUGCUGGCCAGAGAAGACCGACCACGGCGUUCCUAUACCUAUCCGUACACGAAUCCACGAUGAAACACAUUCAUAUCCUUGUCUUCCGGCUUUUUCGAAUUUAAUUUGCGUGCAUGCGCGCUGCGCUUACACUUUGAUGUGACGAAUGCCACACAACACACGCGCUACACAAAGAAACAAAGUUGUAAACAGUCUCAACGUAAAUGUAAACUACUUUUGUUUUCGUCGAUUAUAACGAAGCUUUCAAAUGGAUCUCAUUCACAUCAUUUUGAUUACAAAUGUAGUUUGUGCUAACCUGACUUAAAGGUUGGACGAUAGCGAAAUGGAAACUAAAAUAAUGAGAAGUUGAUAAAAAAAAUAUACGAGAUAUAUUUGUGUAACGUUUAGAUAAUUUUAUACUGCAUCUUGUUAGCGUUAAUUUAGCGAUUUGUAGUCAUGUAUUAUCAAGGAAGAGUUAACGAUUUGUUUAUAUGUUAUUAAUUUAGUAUUGUAUAAUGUGUGUGUAGCGUUUAUUUGUUUCUUUAAACGUUUGUGUUUUGGAUUAUGUCGUCGUGACAGUGCGUAGGAUUUAAGUAGCACCACCAACACCAUAAGAUUCAAAGUAAACUUAUUAAGUAAAUUUAUUAAGCUAUACAAAUUAAGCUAAGGCAAACAAAGUCAUCAAUUCAUAACUUAAGUGUCAAUUGGAAGAAAUCAAGUAAGAAACAUGUAAAACACACCGCGGGCGUGCUGUAUGCGAUUGGGAGUGUCAUGGCGUACUUUUGAUCGCAUACAUUGUGCGCUAUAAAUAUAGCGUUAAGAGAUGAGUAAAAAAACGAAAACAUACAAAAAAGGAUGUGCGAACAAGCCUGAACAAGAUAACAAAAGGUUAAAUGUAACAUUUAAACAUUUUUCUUGCAUCUCUGUGUGUUGAUGCGACAAAGUGAGAUAUUAUUGUAGUGCAGAAACUUUUUAUCAUUAUAAAAUUAAUAUUUAAAUAUAAAGUUAGAAAAAUAUAUGAUAUAUAAAGUGUAAUGAGGUAAGACAGAGCAUGAAGUAGUUGAGAGUUUGAAGUUUGAAAUCAAACGAAGGCACAGAGUUGAAGUAUGACAAUGUUGACUAAGAUGGUGGAUGUGAUGAGUAUGCGAGUCAGACAUUGGGCGAAGACGGAAAAAUAUCAACACUGUACAAAUAUGGCAAUAUUACUUAUUAUUAAAAUGAAAAACUAAUCGGUGCAAUAUUUCCACGAUGAUGACGUCUCGUUUGUGUAGUAUACACAACGUGCGUCAUUAUCUCCGAAAUGAACAUAACACAAGUUGUGAUUUAAGAUUUAAAAGAAAAACAUGAAUGUGUCCUUUUUCGAAUGAUUCAAAACCAAAACAUAAGAGAAACGAAAACAAAAAUGACCAUCCUAACAAAGUUUACGUUUACAUUUGAAAGCACAAACAAUUGAAUAACAGAUAUGAAAGCGGAAUAUUUCAACGUUUUGGUGAGCGUCGCGGGCGUUGACAAGAUGGCCGCUUGUUUGCAAUUUGAGUUGCUAAUGAUACCGGGAAAUAAUUGGCAACGCACGCCACGCGUCAACAACCCCUCACUCGUGUGUUGUGUCCUCUUCUACUACUAAUUAGAUUCGAGAAAAAUGGAAAAAAGUACCUACCAGUACCUAAAAAACACGAAAAAAUCACAAAAAAAAAUCAACAAGAAAUUACAAAAAAAAAAACUAACUAACUAAAACUAUUACUUAGUUGCACCCAUAAUGUCUGUGUCCGCUCUUGUUGUAUAAGUCUUUUAAUGAAUGUGCACGUUUACACAAAUCGGCGUUCAUCCAGCAGAAAAUUGGACUCGGGCGACACUGAAACUCAAAAAAUGCAAACUAUGAGUUGUGGGUUAUCAAACCUAAUCGAAACUGUAAGUUGUAGUCAUUCAAUUAAAACAUCCUUGUGAAUUGUCGCAACACUUUCUACACCCCACAUCCUUGUAUUGUAUUGUAUUAUGUCUUGUAAAUACACUAGUUGGUAGUGAGGCCCAAAAGAAACUAUGCUAAUUUACUCUCACAACAAGAUGUUAUAUAUAUUAUUAAAGUACUACAAAUGUUAAUAUAAAUUAGACAAUAAUGAAGCAAAAUGAAAACAAAAGAGGAAUAUAUUGCAUGUGUACUUAACUAACUAAAAAAAACUAUCGAAUAAUCGAAGUGAAUAUGAAGAUGAACAUAAAAUGACAUAUGAGAUGAGGAUAUCAUUUUUCUAAACAUGCGUGUAAUUAAUUCUCUGUCUCUCUCUCUCUAUAAAUAUAAAUGUAUUCUUCGCUCUGUGUACACCUAACAACCUAAACCUAACCAAAAAACUUAACCUAAAUGUAAAGUUACAUUGUAUCUAUAAACAAACUAACACAUCACAACUGACAGUUGGGAAAGGAAUAGCAAAGCAUUAAGGAAGCUAACAGCGAAAAUGCAACAUAGCAGACAUAAUCGAAACAUGUGGAAUAUUAUCAUUAUUAUAUUGUAUUCAUUGUGGCGAAUUGUGAAUGAUGACGAUUCGGACUUGAGUUGCAGUGUCGCUUCGUGUCGCCGAGCAAAAAAUUGUACCUAUAUUGUAUAUUAGGUGAUUCAUUUAAAAAUCUAUAUAAUAUACAUUUGAAAGUGGAAGUUUAAAUUAUAUCAUCUUCCAAUAAUUAAUUGAGAA